Molecule: messenger RNA, 7723 nt
Organism: Salmo salar (Atlantic salmon)
Lineage: Eukaryota; Metazoa; Chordata; Actinopteri; Salmoniformes; Salmonidae
Source: RefSeq, a predicted model, not a curated record
UUUGUUUGUGUGUGUUUGUGUAGAAAUAGGACAAUCAUCGCUUGUUCGUGUCUGGAGGAGGAGAGAGUGGGUGAGUUGAAGGGACGGGACGGGAGGAAAAAAAUAAUGAAGUUGUGUGUUUGGGAGCUCUCAACAUAUGUAUUAGCUUUGCUGUCUGUCUCACAAAGAUACACUCAUUAUGAGGAGUAAAUGGUGCACUGUGAAGAGAGGAGAAUGGCCUCCCUCUUACUAAAGCUUGGAUGCUUCUAUCCCCUACUGUACUGUAGCAAGCAGGGCUGGAUCGCUAAAGGCAGACAAAAACAGGCUGUCCUGCAACAAAUUAACAAUAACUACCGUCUUUCACCUUCAUUUGAAUUGAUAAUCCAGGGUAAUUAUUAACUUCCACAGUUUAGACCGUACACCCUCCAGGUUUCUUUGCAGACACUUUGAUGUAGUGAGUACUCUCCAUUCAUUGGGUGCUGUACGUGUUUCAGACGGCACUCCCGAAUGGCUUCUCUGCCUUUUAGGACACAGUGGCGGAGUUCCAGGAUGUCUUUAUUGCAGUUCCACUGAUCCGGCUAUCAGAUCUAACAGCGACUGGAAAUCACUUUCAUAUCAUAGCCUGUCGCUGUCUUCUGAGAUCUGCAGCGCAACUACAAAAACCACAGCAUGUUAUGGGGGGGGAGAGAGGAUGUGGGAGAGACAGAGGCUGCAGGGGGAGACUGAAUGCGAUGACGGUGACAUAAUUUCCAUCCAUUUUUUAUUUUUCUGUCUUUGUUCAAUUUUGCAUGGGCCCUAUGCUAGCUUCGGGCAGCCAGGCUUCGAACGAAAUAACAUUUGGAAGUGUGGCCCCUGGAGAAUAACCCUGUGCUGGUCUCUUCCCAGAGCCACUGUGUCUAACAACACCACAUAGACCCAUGUGUUUUGGCUAGCAAUAUAAACCUCGGACCAUGGACCUGAGCUUGCAUGACGCUCUCACGGAUGGGGCGCCCCAGUUGGGCCCGGACAACCCGGUGAGGAGGGACUUCAUGGCUUCCCUGGAGAAAGAGACCUUUGAUGACAAAGUAGGCGAGACUGUGGGAAAGACUGACUACCGCCCUCUGCUGGAUGGGAAGGAUGGUAAAGGUUCCAGUAUGAUGCCAGGAGGACAGAUGGGGACUGGGAUGCAGCGGCAGGAACCAAUGGGAGAGAAGCGUCCCUGUCCAACUGGACAACAGUCUGCCUUCAAUGCUGACUACCUUUCAGGCCCAGUGUCUAGUAUGAUGGGAAUGCCUGGUGAGGGGAACCAGAACAAAGGAAUGAAGGACAGCAACAUGCCAGACUCUUUCAUGGAAGUUUGGACAAACCCAAAAUCCUGGGCAGGUGGUGAAUCCAGGCUGCAAGCCUCAGAGGGUCUCAGCCUCUCCUCCAGCAACUCAGUGGAGGAGAGCCCCUACUCCGACCCCCUCAGCCCCCACGGCUCCCAGGGCCAGGAGACCGGCUCUGGGGACGAGAGGGGGAGUGAAGGGGUCAACAGCAGCAGCAAGCAGCAGAAGAGGAAGAAGAAGAAAAGGAGGUCCAGGGAGGAGGUGUAUGACUUCUUGGACAGGCAGGAGGCUCCCGAUGCAAAGGAGGAGGAGGGCGAGACAGAGAGCGGAGCCUCAGACGGCCCUCUGAGCCCAUCCUCCCCGAGCAAGGAGGAGAGCUGGGAGUGUGAGAUCCGAGGGAGGGGUGGGGGUAGGGUCAGGGGCAGGAAGAAUAAGAGCAGGAUGAAGCUCCCAGAGGAGUGGGGGCCGACACCUCAUGCCACACAAGCGUCAGUGGCCUUGGAGUCUGCAAUGGCAAAUGCCUCUGGUCCCUUAAGUUCAACCCUGGAGAACAUCUCCUCCCUAGUAGCCGGACCCCAGACUAACCCCUUUAGCAGUUUUAUAGAGGACACCAAACCCUCUCACACCCCCACUGCCCCACCCCUCACUGAGAACCCCAAACCCAGUCACAUCCUCACCACAGACCCUGCCCUUACAGACACUUUAAUUAGUAACCUUAACAUGUUUGAGCAACCUUCCCCUGCCAAGGUAAACAUGGACUGGGAGGCUGAGACCCCCGUUAAAAACACUGCCUCUGCCCUCCAUUAUGAACCCAUGUGUAUUGAUGACUUUAAAAUGCCCCCUCCCUUAGCCACUAAAGAUGUUCUACCUCCCAAGAAGGAUGAGGCGGCAAAGUCUUUCUCUGAUCAUGGUCGUCCUGAGGUCAUGUCGUCUACUUCUGACCCGAAGCAGCUGGGCCCUCAGAGCUCCCCGGCUCUCAGCCCCCAGGUCUCGAAGACCUUCCUCUUCCUAGACUCUGCCCUGCAGACCCCCCAAGCCAGCACUCCUGCUUCACAGCCCCAGUCCCAGACCACCACACCCCAGGUCCCUCCUCCAAACACCACCACCUCCUCCUCUUUCCAGACCACUCCUCCUCCACUGUUUAGCCACUCAUCCCAGCCUGGUCACGACACUCCCAGUCCCCGCCCUGCAGUGGGCUCAGGCCUCAACCCUGCAGCCCCGCCCUUUAUCCCCACCACACUGCCACUCACAGAGCACCAGGAGCCACCGCUGCCAGAGCCCCCCCUCCUGGAAGUGAAAGCAGAGAAUAAGGACAAACAAGAGAAGGCAGAUUUCUUCCCGAAGACAGAUAACUUGAACAUAUUUGAGAAGACGGAGAAGAAAGAGAAAGAAGAUGAAUCUAAGAAAGUCGACAAUGCCGACAAGACCUCAAAAUCUGAGAAGAUUCUCAAAGAUGAAGAGAAGUUCCGUAAGACGGAGAAGAAUUAUACAAAUGAAAAAGUGGACAAGCCAGAGAAGACAAACAAAGAUGAGAAGAUGGAGAAGAAAGAAAAUGGGGAGAAAACUGACAAGAUGGUCAAAGCUGAAAAUAACGAAAAGGCUGGGAAAGGUACUGCAAAGUCCCCAACAACCAACGGAAGCAAGCAGGACCUCACCAGCCCAGACAGCAAGGCCAAGCCUGCUGUUGGGUCAACCAAACCAAACUCUGCCAAAACACGGCCCAUCUCUUUGUCCACUGGGGACGCAGCUGGCCCCCCAAAACGUUCCUCCCCCACCUCAAGCUCUGCCAAUAAAAAAAGCCCCGUUACCAAGGCAACCACCCCCACUGCUUGCACCAAGCAGCCAACGCCCGCUGCCAGUCAAACCCCUAAAGCCACCAAGUCCAUGACUCCGGAAAACAGUCCUCCUGUGCCAAAGGCCAACGGCACGGCAAAUAAGAAUGGUUCCUCUACAACCACCACUACUAAAUCUGCUGGUCCACGCCCCUCUGCUAGUGCCCCCUCUCUGCGCCGCAACACCGUUCCCAAGACUGAUAUCAAGCCAGGUGAUGUGAAGAAGCCUAGUACGCUGAAGACAACACCAAUCAAGCCCAGGGUGCCUCGCACCUCCGCCACUGCUCCAAGCACUCCUGCCACCAACGGGGAGCAGCCUCGCCGACGCAUCACCAAACCCCCAGUGCCCAAGCAGACCGCUAUGGAGAGGAAGCCACCUGUACCCAGAGCACCUAGGACUCCCAGACCUAUCAACACACCCCUGCCGGACCUGAAGAAUGUGCGCUCCAAGAUCGGCUCCACAGACAACAUGAAGUACCAGCCUACCAGCGGCAAGGUCUCCUCGGCGGGGGCUUCCCAAUCCAAAGACGGCCCGGGCAAAGUUAUGAUAGUCCACAAAAAACUGGACUUCAGCCAUAUCACCUCUCGCUGUGGCUCCAAGGAUAAUAUCAAGCAUGUCCCUGGUGGAGGGAAUGUCCAGAUUCAGCAUAAGAAGGUGGACUUGAGCAAAGUGACCUCCAAGUGUGGCUCUAAGGAUAACAUCAAGCACAAGCCAGGGGGUGGAGACGUGAAGAUUGAGGCUAAGGCCAAUGGUAAUGGAAAUGGAAAUGGAAAGCCCAAGGUGGGGUCAAUGGACAAUAUUGUCCUUGAGGCAGGGGAUGGACAAAUCAAGGCUGGGGGGAUGCCAGAGAAAGCUGCAGGGAAAACAUCUCCCCCUGGUGGAGCUCCAGCUACAGGCGCAGGAAGCAUGGCUAAGGAGAACGGGAAUAAGGCCACGCCUCAACCUAACCCCUUUGGGGGUGACCCGAUGGGCAUGGACAAACGCAUCCCUGAGACAAAUUGAGUCUUACUAAGCUGAGCUUUCGCGAGAACGCACGGGCUCGCACCACCAACGGCGCCGACCUUAUCUCUUGGCCCACCCCGAUUGGCAGCCCCCCCUCACCCCCAUCGCAGCACCUCUCUCUGUGUUUCUCUGGGGUCCGCCAGCUUCCUCCUCCACACCCUCCAGCUCCGACCCAGCCCCUCGUCACCCAGCCAUGGGGAAGGGGGAAAAAUACUGAAUGCUAGCAGGACAAGGACUUCUUUAGCACAUUCCAACUUACUCCUUUUACCUCACAAUACAGUAUCGCAUCACUACUCUUUACCCUCGUUGAAUAUCUGUCUUAGUCUUCUGGUCUCAGAAGAGCCAGUUUUAAAGUAUUAGAGACCAGAGUUCAGACAGAUAGAGCAAGGUAUUUCUGUACAGUGGGGUUUUGUCUCUUCUGGAUUGACCUGGCUUAACUUGCUGUAAUAUAAGGGGAGUAGUAUGACCUCAGAGUGAACCUUCUAGAAUCUAGACCCUCAGUGUUCUGUUGUAGUUAUGUCAGCGCCUGCUUCUUUUGUUCCAGCCUAUAAGCACUGUUCUUAUACGUACAGUAGUGCAGUCUUGAUCAAAAUCACAAACACCUACAGUGUCGCACUGUAUAUUAGUAUGACUAUCACAAUGAGCCACUGCUAUGUAUGUGACAGGCCUAACCCUAGAUGUAAAACCUUCCUUACCAUAUCUAACCCUCUGGAUGAGCAUACCCUCCCCUGUACUGUAGGGACCCCAGAUUUCACUUAUACAGUACAUUAUGAUGAUUAGUGAAACACCCCUUAUUGUGAGCAUGUGGGACUGUCAUGUCAUCCCAAUGAACAGCGGCUAAUAUGCCACCCCCUCACUUAACCAAUUCAGUAUGUCUAGAUAACCUUCUGUAAACCUGUGACCCCCCACACAACCCUCUCAACAAUAAGAAACUAGUAGGCUGUUACAAACAGUAGGAUAUUUAACAUCUCUUUUAAAAAAAAGUCUGUAUUGUGUUUUCGUAAAUUAUUGUAACAAUGAGCUGAUGUGUUGUUAUGUUGUUUAAUCAUCAAUAUACCCUUUUUCCUUUACUGUUACAUCUCUCUGAAAGCAAUACAGUGAGUGGUCUGUGCUGAGGAUACAACUUCCUCUUACACACCCGUACUCGCACAUGUAAACUACAGUACGGUACAGUCAGAGAGAGAGAGAGAGAAAAAACCCUCUCGGGGUCUGUGCACAGAGACUGGAUGCCUGAGGCAGGACAGAAUAGUAAGCAGGAGGCAGCAAACAAAGUGAGGAAAGGCCUAUGAUUGCACCAGGAGAGUGGAGAUACUCCAAUGACGAUCAAGUCUGUAGUGCCGGCCAAAUCAUUGGGACAGGGAAGACGAAUAGAGAGCCAUGUUGAAGGAAAGCAAGAUUUACAUAGAUUUAACAAUAUUAUCGUAAAAAUCCAAAUCCAAUUUUAAGUCAAUAUCAAGAGACGUUUGUGAAGGACAAAGAUGGUCAUUGAUCUCCAAUGUAACAAUUGUACAUUUUAAUUAUUCUCAACUAAUCCACUGUUAAAUAUGAAUUGAUUUGAACGGCUGCUUAUUCUACUGGUUCCACUGUGAAUAGUGACAUUAUUGUGUAACAAUAGGGCACAAUUGCUUAACCAAGCAAAUAUAUAUAGCAAUAUAUAUAUAUAUAAGCUAAUUACUCCGUUUAACUUGCUAUCGGUUUUGUAAAGAGGAUGGCGGAUGGAAUUGUAUAACAUUACAUGACUAUGACUUAGGAUCCGGUGUGUGUGUGUGUGUGUAGUAGUUGAACGAUCUUUGGGAUGGUCUCAUUUUGGGAUCAACAUUUAGACGUCUGUGGAGUCUGUCGGAUUUGUGGUACGUUGCCGGAUCAAGAUCAAGGGCACCCGGGUAAAAUACUGCUAGUUUGGCUCUUAGAGUAUGAAAAUUGCCGUUCCUUUUGGAGAUAUCCAUCACACUACUCCAACAAGAGGGAUAAUGGCCACAGAUUUCAAUGUGUAAUUGUGCCUUGUAGAUUCUCAAGGCUGAACUGUAACAGGUGUACAGUUCCCCCAAAAAGUAUAUUUGUGUCCCACCCUAAAACACUUUUACUUUGAUGUAUUUGUUGUUGUCGGGUGUAAUCUGAAUCUAUUUGAGUGUGUGCACUGCAGUGGAGGAAAUAGUAGUGAUCGUCAAUGGCAGAGAUAAUCAAAGAGCAAGUCAUCAAAUUACCGAGAAAGAAAAGCAAAAGCGCCUUAUGAUAUUUAUAAGGUAUUCUUUCCCCCAACAUUCCCACGGUUAGUUAAAAAAUUGUAAUGAAAUGAAUUCUUCCUGAAGACUAAGCCUUACACUGAUGAAAGCAGAUGAAAGCACUUUGAAUGCACAGUGGCAUGUACAUUUCAUGUUUGAGCUCUACAGUAUGUUUGAGUGAACUGUUGCCAUGAUUGGAUGAACAGAUUUGUCUUUUAGUCUCCUUGGUGGUAACCUUGCUCACUGGUCACGUUAGUGGACUUUGGUGUCAUGCUUUGGGUACAGUGGUCACUCACGCUCAGUCUGUUCUCUUUGUGCCUGUUUGGCAUCACGUUUAUGAACACUCACCUUUCCAACGCUUAAAUGCUACUUGCACCACCACCCUUCCAUCAGUCUUCACACAUUCGUUUGUAUAUAGACAUCCACAUGUUUUCAUCACCACAGGAGAACAAGGUAUUGAUGUUAGGGUCUUUAUGGAUGUUGAGAAAUGUCUUUCACGUUCAUGAACCCAUUUCCGGAGAGUGUUUUCUUUCUGGAGUCUGCCUUUUUUCAGAAAGGGCUGAAGUACAAGAAUGUUUUUACAAUUUAAUAUAUUAAAGAUGCAAGAUAUGAAUAUAAUAUGUAUGAACUUUUUGCUUUGUUGUAAAAAUCACAAUAAGACACUUAUACUCAAUAUAAAUUUGACUGACAGUAGGAAGUGUGUGUCGAGUCCAGCAUGGGGACCGCAGCAGACUGUGAAUAGCUUAAGCGUUCAGCGAUGGUUAACUUCUCAAUGGAUGGUCUAGGUGUGCUUUUACCCACUCCAACUCUAUAGUGGAUAAACUGAUAUUUGCUUGAAUAAAUUAACACUUUUAUCUGCCUCUUACACUUAGACUUACUAUAUGUCGGAAAUCUACAAGAAACAAAGAAUCAUCCGAUUUAAUGCAUAUUCUUCCAAAUGUUUUGUGUCACUGGUGAGCUUAUCGAGUGCUCAACUGUAAUCAUGAACCAGGCAUUGUGAGGAUAGGUUGAAGGUCAAGCUCCCACAUGCGGCACCUGACACACACAGCCCUUGAAUGUCGUCCAGACCCACCCCCCCCCGUGAGACUAACAGUAACUGUCUUUUGGCAUGUGUUAUGUAGUGUGCUUCUGUAAAGCAUCAAGGAGCCCAUAGCUGUGCUUCUUCUUAGAGCACACCUGCAGUGUGUAUUAUUCUCCAUAGUGCACACCAUAAGAGCAUGCAGAAGACAAUGGAUUGUAAACAUCUGUCAUAGAUAAGAGGAGUUAAUUGUUUCCCUUUCGAUUUGAGUAAUGUAAUUUGGUAUGAAAGAGAUGUUCAUUGUGAUUCAUUGUUAACUAGUGAUGUGAAUAUUAAUCAUGAAAUAAAAGACAAGCAAAACA